UCCUCCCGGUGUGGAAAGCAGACACGCAAUUCCGCACACCGCAGCUGUUACAGAAGAGCUGGGAGGAGGGAAUGGCGGCGACUGAGCUUACCUAACCCGGCCGUGCGGAGGUUACGUAGCCGAGCGGAGGUGGCGGCGCCGUGGCCCCUUCUGCUACGCGUCCAAACCUCAGUGUACCGCGCCCUCCUCUGGCGUGUGUGUGUGGCCUCGUUGAUCGUUGCUGGAGAGACCGAGGGCUUCUCUGUGAAGUGAAAGCACGUUAUCCGUCUCGUCAGUAGGCCGGCAUCAGAGCGGUCCCUUUGAUGUACCCGCGUCCCCAGCCCCAGUUUUCUUAUCCGUCCGCCCACAGCCUGCCGCCUCCCAGCCGCGCGGCGGCGAAGUACGAUAAGACUUUAACAUUACGGCGUGACAAACGAGGCGAAGGGGGAGGCUGCUGAGGAGCCUGGAUGCUUCCUGACGGAGGUGUGCGGAUGGGAUGGAGGAGGAUCGGGAGCGGAAGAAGCUGAAGAGAAGCAGAAUUUGGUACCGCGACGAUGCUGGCGCUUACACUGGCAUGCCCUCAGACUGGGCACGGGAGAAGGCGCGAGGGAGGCACGAUGGCGCGGAGCAAGGAGAGCAGGACGUGGAAGGGCACGGCGCGGCGCACGAGCGAUUUCUUCCGCUCGUGAGCGACGGGCACGACGCGGCCGAUAAGACCUUGCCUCCUCUCCUGACGAGGAUGGAUUCCUUGGGGGGCAUGGCAGGGGGCGUGGCAGCAUGGCGAGGCGCCCUCGGGGACGAGGAGCACGAAGUCAUGGCGAACUUGUUCGAAUCAUGCCAACUGCAGGGUGACCGGAACCCCCUGAAGAUCGUCCGCGCGAGCAACCAGUACCUGUUCGAUGACGCGGACACCCCUUACCUCGACUGCGUGAAUUCCGUCGCCCACGUUGGCCAUUGUCAUCCUGCAGUCGUUGAUGCCGUUGCAGGAACAGUAGGAUCUCUCAUGAAUCCCUGUGGAUGGGAUUUUGACUAUGGUGAUAUUAGAUACCCAAAGGAUCUUCAGUCGUACCUCCCAGACAGUCUAAACACCUUUUUAUUCUGUAACUCAGGGUCAGAAGCUGUUGACUUAGCUGUCCAGCUAGCCAGACUGUAUACCCGGGGCAAUGAUGUUCUAGUUGUUGAUAAUGCCUUCCAUGGCUCUAUCGACUCAGUGCAUCACCUCUCCCCUAAAGUGUCCAAGGCUAAUAAUAUUUCAUCAGUGGAUUGGGUGCAUGUGAUUACAAUGCCUGACCUGUACCGAGGGCCUUAUCAGGGCGAUGAUCCACUGGCAGUCAAGAAAUACAUAGCCAAUGCGAGAGACAUGCUUGAUAAAAUUCGCCUGAAUGGAAGAAAGAUUUCUUGCUUCAUUGCAGAGCCCAUGUUGACUAUCCCUGGUUGCAUCAUUCCACCAGAUGUUUGGCUCCAAGAUAUGUACAAAAUGGUUCGAAAUGCAGGAGGUCUGUGCAUAGCUGAUGAAGUUCAGACAGGCCUGGGUCGCUUAGGUUCACAUCUGUGGUCAUUUGAAGCUCAAGGUGUCACCCCUGAUAUUCUCAUCAUUGGUAAAGCUAUUGGUAAUGGGUAUCCAAUGGCUUGUGUUAUAACAUCCUCAGAUAUUGCAGCUCUCCUGGGAAGCAGAAUUAAAGAGUAUAAGUGCACAGCAGUGAUGAAUGCUGUGGGCUGUGCGGUGUUGGAUAUCCUGCACCGCGAUCAAUUUAUGACCUCUGCAGCAACUGUGGGAUCCUUUCUACUAACUGAGCUCUCAAAGCUAAGAAGAAAGCAUGAAUAUAUUGGUGAUGUCAGAGGAAGAGGUCUGUUGUUUGGAGUGGAAGUGGUGUGGAAUAAACAGAGCAAGAAGCCUGCUAAAGAAAUUGCAGAGCAAAUUGUGAAUAGAAUGAAGCAAGAAAAUAUCCUCCUUGCCAAUGAGGGGGAUCACCGAAACAUACUGAUGAUUAUGCCUCCCAUGUGUUUCACCCAGGAGAAUGCAGUUCUUUUAAUACAGAAACUGGAUAAAGUCUUCACAGAAUCAUACAGUCAGAGAUUUGUCAGAGACCGUGUGACAAGUAUACCAUCUUUAAACCAAAAUGUGCAACCCAUCCCAAGUGUGAGUGAUGGGCGCCUGGGCAUCAUCCAGCCACAAGAAGAGGAAGAUGAUGAAUUAAUAGCUGCCUCAAGAGAUACAAUGGACCUUGAAUAUGCUCAGCAUUGCUAUCAUGACCUUGACUAAAUUUAGUUUUCUCUGAGAUUUAAAUUUCUUUUUUGGUCCAGACUUUGUGUAAUAAUAUAUAAUAUAUACCUUU
Molecule: messenger RNA, 2315 nt
Organism: Penaeus chinensis
Lineage: Eukaryota; Metazoa; Arthropoda; Malacostraca; Decapoda; Penaeidae
Product: 5-phosphohydroxy-L-lysine phospho-lyase-like
Exons: 13
Coding region: 476-2242 (588 amino acids)
Cellular component (GO): mitochondrion
Molecular function (GO): transaminase activity; pyridoxal phosphate binding
Source: RefSeq, a predicted model, not a curated record